AUGGCAGAGGAAUUAACGAAUCUAAAUGAGGGCCUUUGUCUCACGGAGGUUAAAAAACAAGAAGUACUAAUCCCGCAAGAGGAAGUAUUGCUGUCUGAAGAAAAGAGUAAGAGAUGUCUAGCAGUGCUGGUGAUAACUGAAAAGGAAGUGAAUAAAGGAGCUUUUCGAGCUACCAUGAGUAAAGCUUGGCAAGUAAUAGGACGAGUCACUUUCAAAGAUCUUGGGCAAAACAAGUUUCUAGUAGAGUUCCAGAGUGCCUUGGAGAAGACAAGGGUCCUCAAGAGUCGUCCAUGGACUUUUGACAGGUUUUUAGUCAACAUACAAGACUGUGAAAGUUGCCUUACACCCAAAGACUUGUCUUUCUCAAAGGAGAAUUUCUGGAUACAGCUACAUGAUCUCCCAUUUGCGGGAAUGAAUAAAACAAUUGGGGAGAAACUGGGCGCGACAAUGGGUGAAGUUCUUGUAGUGGAUGUUGAUGCUGGAGGACUAGCAUGGGGCAAAUACCUUAGGGUAAAAGUUUAG
Molecule: messenger RNA, 522 nt
Organism: Carya illinoinensis
Lineage: Eukaryota; Viridiplantae; Streptophyta; Magnoliopsida; Fagales; Juglandaceae
Exons: 1
Coding region: 1-522 (173 amino acids)
Source: RefSeq, a predicted model, not a curated record